CGCACGCGCAGAGUAGCACAAUCCGCGAGUCAGUUGCGAGGAGCGCGCGCGCACUCAGCGACACACGACACGAACGACUCUCGCGACCAAUAUUUACUUUGUACAUGGCAAAUGUUUGACGAUAUUUAUAUUAUGUGAUUAGUUUUUAUUUAAAAAUAUUUUAACGUGGUAAUUUAAGAAUCUCCUGUUCAAUUAAUUUAAAAGUUUGUAUGUUAAUAAGUUACUUUGUGGGACCAAAAUGACGAUAAAAAAUAAAAAGACUAAACAAUCAAAAACAUCAGAAGUGACUUCUUCUGGUAGUGCUUCGACUAGUGUUCAGAAGACAAGUUCGACUACUUCGGUGCAAAGCAGUAGUAGUAACACGGUGCAGAAGGUCAGCUCGUCGGGUAAGAAGGUUCGGUACAUCGAGGUUAAGGUCGAGGAGGAUGACCCGCUUAUGAUAACUGACAUUUCGGACCACUCUUCAAUAGCCGGCUCCACUAUAUCGGAGCAUUACAAUAGCCACCCGCACUACAUUAUUACGGAAGCUCCUUCCAUCAGCGACCUUUCUCAAACCCGAGCGCUGGAACAUAAUGUGAGUGACAUGGCACAGUCAACAUCGGGAGAAUAUGUCUCUAGUUCGGUCCUCCAGGAAUCUUCUUCGUCCCAUCAGAAUUCUAAAAGCGAAACAUUCCAGACUUCAUCAACUUCUGUUCAGCAAUCAGGCUCUAGUCACAGCCAAACUUUUGACAGAACGACUGAUUCAUCGGCUCCAAAUCAAACUCUUAAUACAGGCUUCAUCGAUAACUCUUCGACUAAUGUUCACAACACUAACACGUAUGUGAAACGAUCUCAAAAUGCAAACGCCUCCAAUUCGUUUCUCCAAUCGGAGCGUCAGAGUUUAGUUAAUCAAUCAAAAUCGAAUACUAAGGAUCAACAGAACACAAAACAAAACGAGAGGGUGACUUAUCGCAACUCUCCAGAUCCUUCCCAGAGGACCCAGACGGUUCGAUCUGACUCAUCCAACUUCUACGGAGGUGAAGGCAGCUUGGAUAAGAGUGGUAAAACUAAAGAAUAUACUAGUACUUCGCAGUCAAGUGAAACUAAGAGCAGCAAUGUCACAAAAUCCUCGUCAUCCUCGUACGUCGUUGAGAUUGUUGACGGUAAGGAACGUAUCAUUGACAGUUCUAAGAGGGAGUGGGGAGAUGCACAAGAACACUCAUCUAAGGAGGAUUAUGCGAGCAUAAGUGGAACUGGCAUGAAGCCCCAGUCUGCUCACAGCGUCCAGAACUAUGAUAUGAAAGCAAAUUACGACACAGGAAAGGAUGGAAAGAGACCUACUAGUGAAUUGACUGUAAAACAAGACUCAAAAUUCAUAAAAGAUGGAAAUCAAAUGACUUCUCAUUCAAGUAUUACGACGGAGAAAGAUAAUGUUGCUAAGCAUCAACAUUACAUAGCAAACCGCGAGCAUUUAACUGACGAUCAACAAUAUAUAACAAACCGUGAUCAAGUAACAACUGAUCAAAAGUACGUGACAAACCGCGAUAACUUAACAUCUGACCAGCGGCAUAACACAAGUCGUCAGUAUGUAACAUCUGACCAGCAGCAUGACACUAAUCGUCAGUAUCUAACAUCCGAUCAACAAUACACCACCAGUGAACAUUCAACAACUGAUCAACAUUACACAACUCGGGAACAUUUAACUUCUGAUCAACAGUACACUACUCGUGAACACACAACAUAUGAUAAACAAACUUCAUCAAUAAAAGAUGAUCGCUAUCAGACAAGAAAUGUUUCUAAUAAUACCAAUCAAAAUCGAAGAGAUACUGUUGACACCACCACUGUCAAUAAGGAAAUGGUUGAUGAUCGACGACGUAAUAUGAAUCAGACAGAUUCAUCCAACUUUUAUGGAUAUGACACUACUAUUCAAAAUGAGUUAAGGAAAGUGGGUAAUAUAUUACAAGUGCCGAAUACCGAAAACAUAAACUUCUCAACGAAAAUCAUGAAAAGUAAUACAAGUAGUGCUCAACAAGCAUCGACGUCCUCAUACGUUGUUGAAAUUGUUGACGGCAAAGAACGUAUCGUGGACACUUCUCAUAGAGAGUGGGGUGAUAACAAAGAACAUUCUACUUACGAGAAGAGUCACAAUGUUAGUGGUCCAGGAAUAAAACCGGAACAUGAAUAUACACGACAUGUACUGGAUAAAGAAUCUCAUUACGACACUGGUAAAGAUGGAGUUCCUAAAAGCUCUCUGCAGGUAUCAGAGGAAUCAGCUUUGUAUAAGAAUGGGAAAGAAAUUGCUGCUACUAGCAACCGCUAUGGAGGUGAUUUCACCAAGAAGAAGGCAAUAACGGAAUAUGUCACUGAUAGAGAUGAUGUCCAUGACACUCGUGUUCGUGAUACGACUGAUCAGACAACGACAUAUAAAACUACAACUACUGACACUCAGUCUCAUGUAAAAGACAUAAAAGAUGUGAAAGACACUACUGACUUCGUGACCACGGAGAAGGAAAACCUGACGAAAGAGUCCACAUCUAAAACUACUUCUCAAACUAAAGAUACUUUGACUACAUACGAAAGGAGCACCGGGACAUGGAAUGGAAAGUUUGUAUAUGAAACAGACGACGAUAGGCCCAAAAGACCUAAAGAGAUGUCACCAUUCGGCAGGCCUGAGCAACCGAGACAUCACUUAAAGCGACAGGACACAGAAGAAAAUAUCAUUUUAUCAUCUAGAGAUAUUAAAGAUUUUACAUCAAUCAGUGAUUUGAGAAAAAUCAUUGAGAGCUCUAAGUUCAACAAGGAUGUACGAGUGAGCAACAAAAACAUCGUUAUCAACAGAAACAUUGACGAUCGUAUCCUAAAAGAAAUUAUAGAUACGGUGAAAAAGUAUCCAUUUAAGAGAAUUGAAAAAGUAACAUUUGGAACUAAGAUUAAUGAAGAUGUGAAGGACCUAUACGAAGGACUUGAUACAGAAGAAACUACUGUCGUUAGUACCACUACAGGCGAAACGACUAGAAAGGCAUUCGAAGUGGACAAGAACAGAAGUCAAAUUGAAGUCACUCGAUACAUCACUGAAAAUGGCAUUACUAGAAAAAUAACAACUUACGAAGAUGCUAAAGAAGACGACAAGAUCAGGACAGACGUCUACGUCGACAAGAGUGCGUUAGACUUCAAAAACUUGCGCGAUGUCCAAACGACCGAAGACGUUAUUCGAGAAUACGACGUGGUGGACCGUGCUAUCACGGACACCACAAGAAAGGAUACUGUCAGCACCGUCUACGAUGAGACCAUCAUCGACGACAGGAGAACAAUGCGAGACGACAGGACUACGGUUGAGGAGACCGUCAUCAUCGACGAGACCAGGCCUAAGGGCCCCGGUCCCAAGAAACCCGAGAAGAUUGUCACUAAGGAGCAGUGCAUCUGUGAAAUCUGCACUUGUGGGCGUCAUCGCUGCCCACACAACGAUGUCCCGGAGCCAUUGUUCGAUGUGGAGCACACGACCAGCGUGGUCUCCGCGUACAAACGCGACUACGACGAGAAACACGUGACCCGUACUACAGCUGUCCACCACGAGGAUCACCUUCGUCUUGAAGGCGAUUUCCAAGAGCCAGAGCGUCCUCAGUGGCAACCUGCUGAGCGACCUAAACAAAGGAAACCCGAAGAUAACCUUAAGCCUGAAGGAGAUUUUGAGAAAAGGCAACCUGAGGAAUGGCGUCCGGGUGAUCGUGCACCCGUCCGUAGGCCUCAUGACAACUUGAGACCAGAAGGCGAAUUCACAACUCCCGAAAAAGAACCAUGGAGACCUGCUGAGAGGGAAAAACCUAAAAAACCUGAGGAUAACCUGAAACCUGAAGGUGACUUUGAGAAGCGACGACCUGAAGAAUGGCGUCCCGGAGACAGAGCUCCUACUCGCCGUCCAGAAGAUAACUUGAAACCAGAGGGUGAUUUCGAGAAACGACAGCCUGAAGAUUGGAGGCCUGGUGAUAGGGCACCGGUACGUCGUCCUGAGGACAAUUUACGCCCAGAAGGUGAUUUCGAGAAACGUCGACCAGAAGAAUGGAAACCUGGUGACAGGGCUCCCGUGAAACGUCCUGAAGAUAACUUGAAACCUGAAGGUGACUUUGAAAAACGGCGACCUGAAGAGUGGCGUCCUGGUGAUAGAGCUCCUACGCGUCGUCCAGAAGACAAUUUGAAACCAGAAGGUGACUUCGAAAAACGGCAACCGGAAGACUGGCGGCCAGGUGAUAGAGCUCCUGUGCGUCGACCUGAAGAUAAUUUACGCCCAGAAGGAGACUUUGAGAAACGUCGACCGGAAGAAUGGAAACCCGGUGAACGGGCUCCAGUGAAACGUCCUGAAGAUAACCUGAAACCUGAAGGCGACUUCGAAAAACGUCGGCCAGAGGAAUGGCGCCCUGGUGAUAGAGCUCCUGUUCGUCGACCUGAUGAUAACUUAAGACCCGAGGGCGAAUUUACAACACCUGAAAAAGAACGUUGGCAACCAGCUGAACGUCCUAAACAAAAGAAACCCCAGGAUAACCUAAGACCUGAAGGCGAUUUUGAGCAACCGAAGCAAGAUGAAUGGCGUCCAGCAGAGCGAGUUAUUCAGAAGAAACCCAAGGACAACCUUAAACCGGAAGGUGACUUUGAGCAGCCGAAGCAUGAGGAGUGGAGACCUGCUGAAAGGCCAAUUGCUACAAAGCCUAAGGACAACCUUAAGCCUGAAGGCGACUUUGAACAACCUAAACAUGAUAAGUGGGUACCAGCAGAACGCGUCACUCAAAAGAAACCUAAAGAUAAUCUUAAGCCUGAAGGUGACUUUGAGCAACCAAAACCCGAAGAGUGGCGUCCUGCUGAGAGGCAAACACCUAAGAAGCCUCAAGACAAUCUACGUCCUGAGGGUGACUUUGAAACACCAAAGCAAGACGAAUGGCGUCCUGCAGAACGUGUUACACAAAAAAAACCACAGGACAACCUAAGACCAGAAGGUGAAUUUACUACACCUAAGAAGGAUGAAUGGAAGCCAGCCGAAAGACCUCAACAAAAGAAACCUACUGACAAUUUGAAACCAGAAGGUGAGUUUGCAAAGCGACAACCCGAUGAGUUUGUUCCUGCUGAAAAGGCUGUAGUGAAAAAGCCUGAAGAUAAUCUACGACCUGAAGGGGAUUUCACAACUAGACGAACUAUAACAGAAGAUUAUAAAGUUGUUACUGGCGAGAGAGCUGAAAUUAUUCGCCGAACUGACAAUAUUAUUACAGAAGGAGAAUUUACAGAUACUACAACUUCUCGCACAGAGUAUACUAUAAAGCCAGUGGAACGACCAAAACCAGUUCGUCGAAACACAUGGACGAAGAUAGAAGGCGACAUGACAACAGAAACAACAAAUCAGUCAGAAUUUGUUGAUUACACUGACACAGUAGAAAGAACAACAUUGGUCGCGCGGAGAACAGACAAUUUAAUACGAGAAGGAGAAAUAGAAUUUGUUACUUCUAAUCAGAAAGACUACCCAGAGAAGGUUACACCAGUUGAACGCCCGAAACGUCGUCGCACGUGGACGAAAGAAGAUUUUGAAAAGUUUUAUUCUACAGAAGAGCUCGAAAAAAUUACUACUUCUCAAGAAGAAUACAGAACAUACGAAGAAAUUGAUGUAAGGCAACAGAGAAUAAUAAGAAAAGAUAAUCUACACAUGGAAGGAAUAUUUGACAGUCAUACUGUAUCCCACGAUACUUAUGGACCUAAACAUUCAGAGAGACCAAAACAAAAGAAACCAAUUGAUAACUUAAAACCAGAAGGAGAUUUUGAGCAACCUAAACAAGACGAAUGGCGACCAGCAGAGCGUGUCACACAAAAGAAACCUAAGGAUAAUCUAAAACCUGAGGGUGAAUUUGAGCAACCAAAACACGAAGAAUGGCGUCCAGCAGAAAGACAGACGCCAACAAAGCCUAAAGACAACUUGAAACCCGAAGGAGAUUUUGAACAGCCAAAACACGAUGAAUGGCGACCUGCAGAACGCGUUACUCAAAAGAAACCUAAAGAUAAUCUUAAGCCUGAAGGUGACUUUGAGCAACCAAAACACGAAGAGUGGCGUCCUGCUGAGAGGCAAACACCCAAGAAGCCUCAAGACAAUCUACGUCCCGAGGGUGACUUUGAAACACCAAAGCAGGACGAAUGGCGGCCUGCAGAACGUGUCACACAGAAGAGACCUAAAGAUAAUCUUAAACCCGAAGGUGAAUUUGAACAACCGAAGCAUGAAGAAUGGCGUCCCGCUGAGAGACAAACACCCAAGAAACCUCAAGACAAUCUUCGUCCUGAAGGUGAAUUUGAAACACCAAAGCAGGAUGAAUGGCGUCCAGCAGAGCGUGUUACACAGAAGAAACCCAAAGACAACCUUAGGCCAGAAGGAGAAUUUGAACAACCGAAACAUGAUGAAUGGCGUCCCGCUGAGAGACAAACACCUAAGAAGCCUAAAGACAACUUACGCCCUGAAGGUGAAUUUGAAACACCAAAGCAGGAUGAAUGGCGUCCAGCAGAACGUGUUACACAGAAGAAACCUAAAGAUAAUCUUAAACCUGAAGGUGAAUUUGAGCAACCGAAACAUGAUGAAUGGCGUCCCGCUGAGAGACAAACACCUAAGAAGCCUAAAGACAACUUACGUCCUGAAGGUGAAUUUGAAACACCAAAGCAGGAUGAAUGGCGUCCAGCAGAGCGUGUUACACAGAAGAAACCCAAAGACAACCUUAGGCCAGAAGGAGAAUUUGAACAACCGAAACAUGAUGAAUGGCGUCCCGCUGAGAGACAAACACCUAAGAAGCCUAAAGACAACUUACGCCCUGAAGGUGAAUUUGAAACACCAAAGCAGGAUGAAUGGCGUCCAGCCGAACGCGUUACACAGAAGAAACCUAAGGAUAACCUUAAGCCUGAAGGAGAAUUCGAGCAACCGAAACAAGAAGAAUGGCGUCCAGCAGAAAGGCAAACUCCAAGAAAACCAAAAGAUAACCUAAAACCUGAAGGUGAUUUUGAACAACCUAAACAUGAAGAAUGGCGUCCUGCUGAAAAGCAAACACCAACCAAACCACGUGAUAAUUUGCGACCAGAAGGUGAAUUUGAAACGCCCAAGCAAGAAGAAUGGCGUCCAGCUGAAAGAGUUACCCAGAAAAAACCUAAAGAUAACUUAAAACCUGAAGGUGAAUUUGAACAACCUAAACAUGAGGAAUGGCGUCCAGCCGAGAGACCAGUUCAAAAGAAGCCCCAAGAUAACCUCAAGCCAGAAGGAGAAUUCGAACAACCAAAACAUGAUGAAUGGCGUCCCGCUGAGAGGCAAACUCCUAAAAAGCCUAAGGACAACUUACGCCCUGAAGGUGAAUUUGAAACCCCCAAGCAGGACGAAUGGCAGCCAGCGGAGCGUGUCACUCAGAAAAGGCCUAAGGAUAAUUUACGACCAGAAGGUGAAUUUGAACAGCCGAAGCAUGAUGAAUGGCGUCCAGCAGAGCGUGUUACCCAGAAGAAACCCAAGGAUAAUCUUAAACCAGAAGGAGAAUUCGAACAACCAAAACAUGACGAAUGGCGUCCCGCUGAGAGACAAACACCUAAGAAGCCUAAAGACAACUUACGCCCUGAAGGUGAAUUUGAAACACCAAAGCAGGAUGAAUGGCGUCCAGCAGAUCGUGUUACACAGAAGAAACCUAAAGAUAAUCUUAAACCAGAGGGUGAAUUUGAGCAGCCGAAACAUGAUGAAUGGCGUCCCGCUGAAAGACAAACACCCAAGAAGCCUCAAGAUAAUCUUCGUCCUGAAGGUGAAUUCGAAACACCAAAGCAAGAUGAAUGGCGUCCAGCUGAGCGAGUUACGCAAAAGAAACCCAAAGACAACCUUAAACCUGAAGGAGAAUUCGAACAACCGAAACAUGAUGAAUGGCGUCCCGCUGAGAGACAAACACCUAAGAAGCCUAAAGACAACUUACGUCCUGAAGGUGAAUUUGAAACACCAAAGCAGGACGAAUGGCGACCAGCAGAGCGUGUCACCCAGAAGAAACCCAAGGAUAAUCUACGACCAGAGGGAGAAUUCGAACAGCCUAAACAAGAUGAAUGGAGGCCUGCAGAGCGCCCUGUUCAGAAAAAACCAAAAGAUAAUCUCAAACCAGAAGGGGAGUUCGAGCAACAUAAACCAGAUGAGUGGCGACCAGCUGAUAGACCCAUUGCAAAGAAACCUCAAGAUAAUUUGAAACCAGAGGGCGAAUUUGAGAAACCUAAACCUGAUGAGUGGCGUCCUGCUGAACGACAAACGCCUAAGAAACCUCAAGAUAAUUUAAGACCGGAAGGCAAAUUUGAAACUCCUAAACAAGAUGAUUGGCGUCCUGCAGAAAGGCCCGAAGUUAAAAAACCGAAAGAUAAUUUGAGGCCGGAGGGUGAGUUUGAAAAACCAAAGCAGGAUAAAUGGCAACCAGCUGAAAGGCAAACACCCAAAAAGCCACAAGAUAAUCUUAGACCCGAAGGUAAAUUUGAACGACCUGAGAAACCGAAGCAUGUUGUUGGCGAAAGACCUGUCCAAAAGAAGCCAGAGGAUAAUUUGAAACCCGAAGGAGACAUGGAAGUAGUACGAAGAACUGAUUACACUGCAACCAAAGGAGACAGAGUAGAAGUAGUUAAACAUGAAGAUCAUUUAAGAAUGGAAGGAACUAUUGAUACUCAUCGUUCACGAGAUGAUUACAAGCGUAUAGAGAAAACCGAAAAAGUUGUCAUUCAGAGACACGAAGAUAACUUGAGGACCGAAGGUGAGUUCAUUGACCUUACUGUUCGAAACGACUACAGUGCUACGAAAGGUGAGAGGGCUCCUGUUGUGAAGCCUCAAGAUAAUUUGAAACCUGACGGUAAAUUUUACAAACCUGAGGUUGUUCCAUCUAAACCAGCUGAGCGACGCAAACCAUUUAAACAGGUCGAUAACAUCACUAUUGAAAGAGAUGUUGAUUUACGCCAACGUCAAAAGAUUGAGCGGCUUGAUAUAAUUCGAAGAGAAGAUAACUUAAAGAUUGAAGGGGAAUUUAUUGACAUGAAACAAAAAACUGAUUACAAUAAGGUCGUAGGUGAACGGGCUGCUAUUGUAAGACAUGAAGAUAAUUUGAAAAUGGAGGGUACAAUGGAAAAUGUUCGUUCAUCUGAUACGUAUCGUGUCGUUAAAGGACAAAGAGUGAAAUUGACUCGGCGUGAAGACAACCUGAAAAUUGAGGGAGUAUUUGAAGAUCAUACGCGAAGGGAUGAUUAUAAGGUGACUAAAGGUGAAAGGUCGGCUAUUGUCUACCAUCGCGAUAAUUUAAAACCCGAAGGUGAAUUUGAAAAAAGACCUAAUGAACAGAUUGAACCUGGUGUAAAACAAUAUCCGAUUAGAUAUCCCGAUAGUUUGAAAUCCGAAGGUGACAUUGAAAUACCAUCAAAACCAAAAUGGGAACCAUCUGAACGACCUGAUUUAAUUAAACAUAAAGAUAACUUACGUCCAGAAGGAGAUUUUCCAAGUCGUCCAAAAACGCAAUGGCAGCAAGGAGAGACGCCAGAACAAGUACGCCCAAAGGAUAACUUAAAACCUGAAGGAGAUUUCCCGAGCCGCCAAAAAACUCCAUGGCAGCGAGGUGAAACGCCAGAACAAGUGCGCCCAAAGGAUAACUUGAAACCUGAAGGAGAUUUCCCAAGCCGCCCAAAAACUCAAUGGCAGCGAGGAGAAACGCCAGAACAAGUACGCCCAAAGGAUAAUUUAAAGCCAGAAGGAGAUUUUGAUAGGCCCUCACGGCCGAAGUGGGCAACGUCGGAGAGGCCGGAACAAGUGAGACCUAAAGACAACUUACGUCCUGAAGGUGAAUUUACAGAUAGGCCUAAAACUCAGUGGCAGCCUGGUGAGACACCUAGUCAAGUUCGACCUAAAGAUAAUUUAAAACCAGAAGGCGAUAUGGAUUCGCGUACCCCUCAAAAAUGGGCUCCAGGUGAAACACCAGCACAAAUUCGUCCAAAAGAUAACUUAAAACCUGAGGGUGACUUUGAUCGUCCUUCUAGACCUAGAUGGUCACCUGGUGAUAGACCUGAACAAGUAAGGCCAAAGGACAACUUACAUACCGAAGGUGAGUUCACUGACAGGCCCAAAACUCAGUGGCAACCCGGUGAGACACCUUCUCAAGUUCGGCCUAAAGACAAUUUACACCCUGAAGGUGACAUGGUUUCACGUACGCCAUCUAAAUGGGCCCCGGGAGAGACACCUUCUCAAGUUCGUCCUAAAGACAAUUUGAAGACAGAAGGUGAUGUUAGUUAUCCGUCAAGGCCAAAAUGGGAGACUGGAGAUAGACGAAGUCCAGUUAAGCCAAAAGACAACUUAUAUCCUGAAGGUAACAUGGAUUCACGAACUCCAACAAAAUGGGCUCCAGGAGAAACUCCAACUCAGGUUAGGCCUAAAGAUAAUUUGAGGCCAGAAGGUGAUUUUGAACGGCCAGGACCCCAGAAAUGGAGCCCUGGAGAAAAGUCAGGACCUGUAAGACCAAAAGAUAACCUUUACACCAAUGGUGAUAUAACAAAGCAUGACACCAGCAGAACACAAACGAAUGACACAACAAGAAAGACUGUAGAAACUAAGUCUAUUAGUGGUCGUGAUGAUCAUGAUGUUAAAUCUCAAACAGUUUCUCGUCAUGAUACUCAUAUACAUCGCGAUGAUCAAUCUCAUACGUCUCACUCGGAGACGCACGUGCGGCGAUCCCACAUCACUACUGAUCAUUCUACUUCAAAACAUACUCAUUCUGGUACGCACGGCAAGCAUAUUAUUACAUCACAUGAUGUGGUUGAUCGGAGUGGGUCCCCGAAACCUGUCGAACGGGUAACUACACCCCAAGAUAACAUCCCUGACAGACAUAGAACUGUGGGUAUUACAGAUCGUUCUGUGUCCCGUAGUAGUACAGAUAGAACUAUAGUCAAUAAAACUGACACUAAAAAUCUGAAGACACUCACUACCACAACCACCAAAACUAUUAAACAAAUAACAGAAAAGAAGCUUAGAGGAGGUAAAUGGGUGAAUGUAACACGAAACGUUGAAGUAGACGUAACUGAAGACACUGGAAAAUUCACACCUCAGCAAUCUACACCGAAGAGAGAUGUAGAUGAUCGUACAAGCCGCACUCGGCAAACAGGAAGUGACACAAACACAACGCAGCGAACCGUGUCAUCUGAUUACGUCACAACAUCUUCUACAAACGAAAUCAAUAAUACAACACAUGGGCCAAGAGGUACACCACACGGAUCAUCUAUUCUUGUGGAUCAACAACAUUCUCGAUCCAACCAACAAUAUAUUGAUAACAGUCAAAGAAUUCAUUCAUCAGCACAAUCUGUUGUUUCUUCGUCCUCAAGUCAAAACGUAACAAAUCAACACCACACAACACAUAGAAUUGUUGGCAGUUCAAAUAUCUCUCGUGAUCAUGUUGGUCAAAAUACCCAACACUCAACCACUGACAGUCACAUUUCCAGAGGAGGUGACACGACUCAGAGGAUUAUAUCAUCUGAUCAUUCUGGCAGGCAAUCCAACCAAGGACACGUCACUGAGAGUCACAUUCAGAGAAACGUCACCUCAUCAACACAAGUCCACAAAGGGACUCAUUCUGAACAACAUAUAUCAAGAUCAACUCAACAUUCGACUAAUAGAAAUCAAUUGAGUGACAGCGUUACAAAAACGAGUAUAGAAUUCCAGAGAGCUAUGCACGGUGGUGGUAAUGAACCUCCGGCCAACGUUAUCGAUAGCUCUUCGCGUAGCGGACAUCAUAAACGCACUUCUGACUUGGUAUCCGAUUCCAAUUCAUCGAAUGCAAUUUUACACCGCAAAGGCGUUCAUUCAAACACUGAAGCUCAUCAUUCGAUAAGUUCAACAGCUGCUGCACAGAGAAAGAGCAUCGGUAAUCUCUCCGAACGAGGUGAAUACAUAAGUAACUCGACGCACAGCACAGACAGAAAAAGCAUUAGUUCUAUGCACAGAUCAACAAGAGAUAACACGGCUGUCAUUUCACAACAUGAAAGUUCGGAUGCUCGUCGUAAUCAAAUAAGAAGAGAUGGGCAGUCUACGCUAGCGACCGACCGUCAGCAAACACGAGUUGUUAGAGAUAACUUGAGAGUAGGUGGUGAUUUCUAUGGUCAAUCAGAAGCUCGAUCUUAUGGAAGUUUUUCACGUUCCGAACAUGCUCAGAAAACGGAUCGUACUGAACGAGUUGAGCGCGUGGAACGGGUAACACGCCACGGAAACGCUUCAAACUUUGUCUUGGGAGACGGCAGCACUAGUUACAAGCGAGAAUUUACAUCCCACGUCCAUGGAACUUGUCCUGCUACAUUGAUCGAUUCUGGGCGCACUCCUUUCAAACAUACGCGUGAUUCUCGCGAACAUAAGUUUUAUGCGACGAAAAUAACGCAGCAGCAAUAAAUAUUUCUGUUGUAGCAUCAGCCUAGAAAAGGCUAAAAAUAUUUCAUUCCCUAUUAUUAAUUAUUAUAAAGCUUAUUUAAUGUAAUCCUGUUAAUGUUAUUUACUGUACACGCAUUCUAACCUGCUAGUCUUAAUUAACCAUGCCUUACUAUUAUGCAUAAUGUAAUAAUUUGUUAAUUUAACAAGUUUCUAUAUUGUUUUGUCAAACAUUGCCAUGCAAUAAACUUUUAUAUAAUUAA
Spodoptera litura is the source of this 12642-nucleotide messenger RNA. RefSeq names its product SAXO downstream of blistered (gene Sdb). The record is from RefSeq and is a predicted model, not a curated record. Gene Ontology annotation, cellular component: axonemal microtubule; cytoskeleton; sperm flagellum. Gene Ontology annotation, molecular function: microtubule binding. NCBI's taxonomy places the organism in Eukaryota, Metazoa, Arthropoda, Insecta, Lepidoptera, Noctuidae.